GGUGGCGGCGGCAGCAAGAUGGCGGUGGCGGGCAAGGGGGUGGUGUCGGCCGCCGUGAAGCCGAUCUUCAGCCGGGACCUGGGCGAGGCGAAGCGGCGCGUCAGGGAGCUGUACCGGGCCUGGUACCGCGAGGUGCCCAACACGGUGCACCUGUACCAGCUGGACAUCACGGUGAAACAGGGGCGUAACAAGGUGCGGGAGAUGUUCAUGAAGAAUGCCCACGUCACGGAUCCACGCGUGAUAGACAUGCUGGUUAUUAAGGGGAAAAUGGAGCUUCAAGAAACCAUUCAUGUCUGGAAGCAGAGGACUCAUGUCAUGAGGUAUUUCCACGAGACGGAAACUCCGCAACCUAAAGACUUUCUGUCCAAAUUCUAUGCAGGCCACAAUCCCUGAGAAACUGACUCUGUGUGUUCCUGCCUUAUAUUACAAAUAAAGUUCUAUACAAUAGAAAAAAAAAAUCCAUACAAAGAAAUUCUCCAGCAUCUUAGGAGCCUAAUGACUAGAUGAAUCCAGAACAUGAGCAAGUGAUUGUGAUCUGUUUGAAGAGCUGUAAUUUCCUAGUUUUACCAAUGUGUAUUUUCAGUGGAUGGCAUUUAUCCGAUCACUUACCCUGGGGUAUCUGCUGGAUAACCACAACACAACCUGGCUGUGGGUCUUUGUGAUUAGCUUGCAGCCCCAUCUGUAGAUGUUAGCUCCGUGAGGAGAAGGGCAGGCCUUCAGAAAAGCCACUGUACUCACACAAAUAUUCUUGUGCUUGAGGCACAUAUGUAUUCAUGCGGUGUCUUGCAAUUUCAAGCUAUGACUUUGUUGAUGUUAUGUUUUUUAUUGGGCAUUAGUCUUCCUAGUUUCUCACAGAGAAUACAUAAAAUAUAUAUAAAAUCCAGCAGGCAAAUAAAUCCUUGUGCAUUAAAACAUCAAAAAACAUCAAAGCAGGGUUCAUUUCUCUGCUGUAAAGCGAAAUUACCUGGAUAAAGGGGGUCUGUACUGUUUUCUGGAAUAGGAAGGCUGUGUAAGAGUUUCAGAAGCCUAGCAGGAGAUUGUGUCCUACCCUCACCUCAUCCACUGAAUCAGCAAUUACUGUUCCCUUUUGAGAGAGUGAAGGAGAACUUAUUCUUUCACCAGACAGAACAGGUUUUCAUCAAGUAAUUUGGUGCUGGAGCUCUGCCAGAUGUGACCAGCAUUGGAUAUUUGUAGUACACUCAAACUUCUUUUGUUGUAGCCUAAAUAAACAUUUUUAUCGUGUGA
Messenger RNA from Cinclus cinclus, 1245 nucleotides. It is a transcript of the gene NDUFA6, whose product is annotated as NADH:ubiquinone oxidoreductase subunit A6. Gene Ontology annotation, biological process: response to oxidative stress. The record is from RefSeq and is a predicted model, not a curated record. Lineage: Eukaryota; Metazoa; Chordata; Aves; Passeriformes; Cinclidae. Bases 19 to 393 code for a protein of 124 amino acids. The transcript is spliced from 3 exons.